AUGGCCAGGAGACCGAUCGCGACUUGGGUCGAUGACCUUGGUCCUCCAGUUGUCUUGCCAGACCCAAUUGUGGUGCAUGUGAGCCCGGCGGAUGUGGCUUCGCCGUGGGUUUGUCAGAUUUGCAGCGAGCGUGGCAUCCCGCCCAGCCUUGCAAGUUGCCCAACUUGCAAGCGAAGCCGUGGCACGGAACUCCGACGGUCUUACAUGACAGCCACAGAAUUGACAGAGUCGGUGGUCUCUGCAGUGAACGAGGGCCGCAAGCAAAGUGCCGGAAACAGUUUCAAAGCACGCCGUGGCACUAGCCCUGUGCGAGACGGUUUGAGUGGGCGAGGCCGAGCUGGGCUCACAGAAGGCCAGGCUCAAGUGAGUCAGGCUGAGGCAGGGGCGGCUCGAGGUCGAGGUGGGCGCGUCACCUUCUGUCAGGAUGGCCUCAACGCUAGAAGCGGCGGUAGCAAUGGCAGCAACAGACAUUCUUUUGGUGCUUCUGCCCGUGUGGAUGCACCGCCCCGAGCUCUUCGGCCGCUCAUCGCCGCCCUCCCAGAAGCUUCCGGGCGACAUGCGUGCCGUCAUCCAGGUUUGACAUACAGCGAACCUCCGGCGCCCUGUGCAACUUGCGCAACGGAGCAGCCAAGCCUUCGGGGCUCUGGGCCAGGUCUUCCUGGCCCCCCACUUUCACACGGAGGUGCUUUGACUUCCACGGCUCCAGCAACCUUUUCGAGGAGCAGUGGUGUUUCCGCAUGCAUUGCAGGUGCUCAGCAUGCAAAGUCUCCGGCAUCGCAGCCUCAGAAGCCCGACAAGCCGAAGACGAAGACAGGUUUUGAAGAAUUCGCAAUGCCGGCAGCCCCACUCAGAGAAUCAGCCUCUGCUCCUUCUAUCCGUGCCGAAAUCCUGCAGACUCGGGCAAAGAAGCAAGAGAAGCGGGAGAUGCCAGAUGUUGACAUGGACAUCCAAAGCGUGCUUGAGGCACAGAAGCGACGUAUCGAGGGCUUGAAGAACAGGCUUAACAUGACCAUCGCUUAG
Molecule: messenger RNA, 1020 nt
Organism: Symbiodinium pilosum
Lineage: Eukaryota; Dinophyceae; Suessiales; Symbiodiniaceae
Source: the annotation of a GenBank genome assembly